GUGUUAUAUACUUUCCCUUAUCUGAUUCCACGUUAAUGAAAGUGAGUUUUGUAGUUGUAGAGGACUGGGAGAUAGAACUGGGGGAUACUUUGGAUCUUGAGUCUUCACUUCGACUAUCCUGCAAGGCCCCGAGGUUGGUACUCGGGGUAGACACUCCGAUGCUUAAGUCAGCAAUAGUCAGAGCUACUAGUUAUGGAGCAAGAGUAAGAGCUGAGUUCGAGGUUGAUUUCCGAUACCUUUCAGAGUUGAAUCCUGGGAACUACUGCGGAGCAAGAGCAGAGGGGACGAACUCGAGUCCAACUGAGCUCGUCGUCCUUCAAUCGAAUCGAGGUAGCUGGAUGUUGGGGGCCGCUCCUGGUGUCCGAGGUCGUGCAUCUUGGGCAGCUACGAAGUACGCGACUUCGGACUGGCAACAUGCUUCAUCUCAUGACCUCUGACUGCCUACGUACCUCUGAUACCUCAUGACCUCUGUCAUGGCACAUACCUCUGAUACCUCAUGACCUCUGUCAUACCACAUACCUCUGAUGCCUCAUGACCUCUGUCUACCACCACUACACUAUUCCCCCCCACGAAGUCAUUCACUUGU
Molecule: messenger RNA, 586 nt
Organism: Rubroshorea leprosula
Lineage: Eukaryota; Viridiplantae; Streptophyta; Magnoliopsida; Malvales; Dipterocarpaceae
Source: the annotation of a GenBank genome assembly